GCCGCGCUCUGUGUGUGUGUGUGUGAGUGUGUGUGCCGCUCCCGCUGCUCCUCAUGUCUCUCCACGGAUUCUGACGGAACAAGAUGAGCGCUCGUGGGCCGCGGCUGCUCGCGCUGGUUUCGUGUCUGUGGGGGGUCGCGAUGGGAGCCUUUCCGAGCAGCGUGCAGAUCGGCGGACUGUUCAUCAGGAACACGGAUCAGGAGUACACGGCUUUCCGGCUCGCCAUCUUCCUGCACAACACGAGCCCCAAUGCGUCAGAGGCGCCGUUCAACCUCGUCCCUCAUGUGGACAACAUAGAGACAGCCAACAGCUUUGCCGUGACCAAUGCCUUCUGCUCGCAGUACUCCCGGGGCGUCUUUGCCAUCUUUGGCCUCUAUGACAAGCGCUCUGUGCACACGCUCACCUCCUUCUGCGGCGCUCUGCACAUCUCGCUCAUCACGCCCAGCUUCCCCACCGAGGGCGAGAGCCAGUUCACCCUGCAGCUCCGGCCCUCCAUUCGGGGGGCGCUGUUGAGUCUGCUGGACCACUAUGACUGGAACCGCUUUGUGUUCCUCUACGACACAGACCGAGGUUACGCCAUCCUCCAGGCCAUUAUGGAGAAAGCAGGCCAGAACAACUGGCAGGUAAGCGCCAUCUGUGUGGAGAGCUUCAACGAUGCCAGUUAUCGUCGGCUCCUGGAAGACCUCGACCGGCGUCAGGAGAAGAAGUUUGUCAUUGAUCUGGAACCCGAGAGACUACAGAACCUUCUGGAACAGAUUGUCAGUGUUGGAAAACAUGUCAAAGGAUAUCACUACAUCAUGGCAAAUUUGGGGUUUAAGGACAUCUCCCUGGAGAGGUUCAUGCAUGGUGGAGCCAAUGUGACUGGUUUUCAGCUAGUAGACUUCAGCACACCCAUGGUCCUUAAGCUCAUGCAGCGCUGGAACAAGCUUGACCAACGAGAGUACCCUGGUUCUGAUAGCCCACCCAAGUACACCUCUGCGUUGGCUUACGAUGGGGUGAUGGUGAUGGCAGAGGCAUUCCGGAACCUGCGGCGGCAGAAGGUGGACCUCUCACGCCGUGGCAAUGCAGGGGACUGUCUGGCAAACCCUGCAGCACCUUGGAACCAGGGAUUGGACAUGGAGCGCACACUCAAGCAGGUUCGCCUCCAAGGACUGACAGGAAACAUCCAGUUUGACCACUAUGGUCGGAGGGUCAACUACACAAUGGAUGUGUUUGAACUUAAAAGCAACGGUCCAAGAAGGAUUGGCUACUGGAACGAUGCUGACAAGUUGGUGCUGACCCAGAAUGAAGCUCUGCUUCCCAACGAGACCUCUGGGAUGGAAAACAGAACUGUCAUUGUCACAACAAUCAUGGAGGGUCCUUACGUCAUGCUAAAGAAGAACUGGGAGAUGUACGAGGGAAACGACCAGUAUGAGGGCUACUGUAUAGACCUGGCAUCCGAGAUCGCCAAGCACAUCGGCAUCAAGUACAAAAUUUCCAUUGUGCCAGAUGGCAAGUACGGCGCCAGGGACCCUGAGACCAAGAUCUGGAACGGCAUGGUCGGGGAGCUGGUCUAUGGGAAAGCAGAGAUUGCUGUGGCACCAUUGACCAUAACGCUGGUGAGGGAGGAGGUCAUUGACUUCUCCAAGCCCUUCAUGAGUCUGGGCAUCUCCAUAAUGAUCAAGAAGCCACAGAAGUCCAAGCCAGGGGUGUUCUCCUUCCUGGACCCGCUGGCCUAUGAGAUCUGGAUGUGCAUCGUGUUCGCCUACAUCGGAGUGAGUGUGGUGCUCUUCCUGGUGAGCCGGUUCAGCCCCUACGAGUGGCACACUGAGGAGCCAGAGGAGGGCACUGAUGGGCAGCCAAGUGACCAGCCUCCCAACGAGUUUGGCAUCUUCAACAGCCUCUGGUUUUCUUUGGGGGCCUUCAUGCAGCAGGGAUGUGACAUCUCCCCGAGGUCCCUCUCUGGCCGCAUUGUGGGUGGGGUCUGGUGGUUCUUCACCCUCAUCAUUAUCUCAUCAUAUACGGCCAACCUGGCUGCCUUCCUCACUGUGGAGAGAAUGGUGUCACCCAUCGAGAGUGCAGAGGACCUUGCCAAGCAGACGGACAUUGCGUAUGGGACGCUGGACUCAGGCUCCACCAAAGAGUUCUUCAGGAGGUCAAAGAUCGCUGUGUAUGAGAAAAUGUGGACCUACAUGAAGUCAGCUGAGCCCACUGUGUUCACCAAGACUACAGCAGAGGGCGUGGCACGCGUGCGCAAGUCCAAGGGGAAGUACGCCUUCCUGCUGGAGUCAACCAUGAAUGAGUACACUGAACAGCGCAAACCCUGCGACACCAUGAAGGUCGGGGGCAACCUGGACUCCAAGGGCUACGGCGUGGCCACGCCCAAGGGCUCACAGUUAAGAACUCCCGUAAACCUUGCCGUUUUGAAACUGAGUGAAUCAGGCGUCUUAGACAAGCUGAAAAACAAAUGGUGGUACGAUAAGGGCGAGUGCGGACCCAAGGACUCAGGAAGUAAGGACAAGAGCUCGCAGGCGCUGAGCCUGAGCAAUGUGGCUGGGGUGUUCUACAUCCUGGUGGGCGGUUUGGGCCUCGCUAUGCUGGUGGCCCUCAUCGAGUUCUGCUACAAGUCCCGCAACGAGGCCAAGCGAAUGAAGCUAACCUUCACGGAGGCCAUGCGAAACAAAGCACGCCUGUCGAUCACAGGCAGCGUGGGAGAGAAUGGGCGCGUCCUGACCCCGGACUGCCCCAAGGCAGUGCACUCAGGGCCCUCCCUGCGACAGAGCUCGGGGCUGGCCUUGGUGUCCUCGGACCUGCCGUGAAGACCAAACACACCCUAGUGCCUUACCGCAACCACAAAGCGACGAACAAACGGACAACACCAGGGAGCGUGCCAAGCAAGAGAGGUCUUCAACUGCAACGUUCAUGAAAUAAGCUGGAACAUGGAAGGCAGGAGAAACGGUGGAUGGUGGGACCGGGAGGAAUCACAGAAUGAUGCCAGCGGAGAGAUGCACGUCCGCUUUCACUGUGCCACCUUCAGAUAGGGAUCAGCUGAGUGAAAGGACACCUGUCAGACAGCACCUCCCGCUGGAGAUGGGACGGGAAGGACAAACCCACAUACAAGACCAGAAAACUGUAAACUUGAAACAGACUGUGCCACAAAGCAUUUGUGCCAUUAGCAGUUUGAUAAUGAAUUCAGAUUUAUGCUGGUUGAACACUUUGUCAUAGUCCUGCCAAGUCCAAGAAAUGUUAUUCUAUAACAAAAACUCACAUGGGGAGUAAGCCACAUCAAGUCAAUUGGGAGAUUUAUAAAUAUUAACAACAUAACACUAAUAUAUAAUGAUAAUGAUACAGAUAAGUAAUGA
Messenger RNA from Scleropages formosus (Asian bonytongue), 3341 nucleotides. RefSeq names its product glutamate receptor 4-like. The transcript is spliced from 16 exons. Lineage: Eukaryota; Metazoa; Chordata; Actinopteri; Osteoglossiformes; Osteoglossidae. Gene Ontology annotation, biological process: monoatomic ion transport. Bases 84 to 2798 code for a protein of 904 amino acids. The record is from RefSeq and is a predicted model, not a curated record. Gene Ontology annotation, molecular function: signaling receptor activity; ligand-gated monoatomic ion channel activity. Gene Ontology annotation, cellular component: membrane.